This is a messenger RNA of Microthlaspi erraticum, 1287 nucleotides long. NCBI's taxonomy places the organism in Eukaryota, Viridiplantae, Streptophyta, Magnoliopsida, Brassicales, Brassicaceae. The record is from the annotation of a GenBank genome assembly.
AUGGUAAAAAACAAAGAGGAACAACAUGUAGAUUGGCUGAGAAAAUUGCCAGAGUGCUUGUUGUUACAGAUUCUCUUGAAACUUGGCACCAAGGAUGUGGUUAAAUGUAGUGUGUUAUCAAGCGGGUGGAGAAAUCUGUGGCAGCUUGUACCUGGUUUAGACCUGGAUUUUGAUGAUUUUCGGGACCACGUUGCUUUCGCGAGCUUUAUCGAUAGGUUUCUGGGUUUGAACAGCGAGUCGCGUCUGCAACAUUUCAAGUUCACGUACGAACCCGAAGAAGAGGAAGAAAAUGUUGAUGUUUCUCGUCUCACCCAGUGGAUCAGCACUGCUAUUGAGCGGAAAGUGCAGCACCUCCAUGUUUGGUACACAAUUGGGAGAGGUUUUGAAUUGGAGAUACCCCAAUCAGUGUACACUUGCGAGAGCUUAGUAUCCUUAAACCUCCGUGGGGUUAUCUUGCCUGAUCCAAAGUUCGUUUCUUUACCUUGUGUCAAAGUGAUCACUCUAGAUUUUGUUAGGUGUGCAACGGAUUUGGGUUUAGGAAGGCUCAUCUCAGGCUGCCCUCUUCUCAAAAGCUUUGCACUAACCAAUUCUCUAUUCGGCAGUGGUUCUAAUGAAGAUGUAGUAGUUUCAGUUGAUGCUCCUAGGCUCGAGUAUCUCAAGAUCCGUGAUCAUUAUGCACAAAGAUUCAUCAUACACAGUCCAGGUUCUCUUGUUGAAGCGGAUAUCGCUAUCGCGUUUAACAAGCUCUGCAAAAACACGUUUGAUCCGGAUAAUGUACCAAUGAGAAAUAUGAUUCGUAGUUUUCUCAUAGCGAUCUCUGGUGUCAAAGUGAUGAAGAUCCACACGUCUUCUCUCAAGGCCAUUUAUGAAAACUCGAGACGCCAACGACUGCAUCUGUUUCCUAACCUCACCUCCUUGUGUGCUGACUUGGAUGGCUACAGAUGGGAAAUGUUGCCAAUCUUUCUUGAGAGCUGCCCCAAUCUAAAACAUCUAUCCUUGAAGUUUUAUAUAUGUACAAGUCAGGAAAUCAGUAUUGUACCACCUGGAACUCGGUGGUGUCUCCUACCAUCUCUCGAGUUUGUCGAGAUAGAAGAAGGAGCGUCACUCACAGAGAUAUACGAGGCGAGGGAGAUGAAACUAGUGAGUUACUUUCUGGAGAAGUCAACAAUCCUCAAGAAGCUCACUCUAUCCUUACAUCCUUCCAGAAAGGAGAAAGCAUCUGUCAUCCUCAACAAGUUCCUCUCAAUUCCAACACGAUCUCCUUCAUGCCAAGUUGUUGUUCUCUGA